AUGGCAUAUGGCGGUGAUCAGGGCACUGGUAUAGGGUAUGGGGGUAAUCAGAAGGCUGGUAUGGGGUAUGGUGGUGAUUAGGAUACUGUUAUGGGGUAGAAGGGUGAUCAGGAUGCUGGUAUAGGGUAUGGCAGUGAUCAAAACGCUGGUGUGGUGUAUGGCAGUGAUCAGAACACUGAUAUGAGGUAUGGGAUUGAUCAGGAUGCUGGUAUGGGGUAUGGCAGUGAUCAGAACAUGGUACGGGGUUUGGCAGUGAUCAGGAUGCUGGUAUGAGGUAUGGCAGUAAUCAGGAUGCUGGUAAUGGGGUAUGGCGGUGAUCAGGGAGCUGGUAUAGGGUAUGGCAGUGAUCAGGGAGCUGGUAUGGGGUAUGGCGGUGAUCAGGAUGCUGGUAUGGGGUAUGGCAGUGAUCAGGAUGCUGGUAUGGGGUAUGGCGGUGAUCAGUGAGCUGGUAUGGGGUAUGGCAGUGAUCAGAAUGCUGGUAUGGGGUGUGGCAGUGAUCAGGAUACUGCUAUGGGGUAUGGCAGUGAUCAGGAUACUGCUAUGGGGUAUGGCAGUGAUCAGGAUGCUGGUAUGGGGUAUGCAG
Molecule: messenger RNA, 583 nt
Organism: Staurois parvus
Lineage: Eukaryota; Metazoa; Chordata; Amphibia; Anura; Ranidae
Source: the annotation of a GenBank genome assembly